AUGGGCAACACGGCGGACGUGAGCAACGACCAGACCACUCCCGGCAUGGCGGAGGCCCAGAAGCAAGCGAAGAAGGAUGCCAGCAGCAACGAGGCGGCGCCGGCCUACGCACCCACAACAACGGAGGAGAACAGCGUGCUGGCCGGCGAGGAUGGUGAAUUAAUCGACUACAAGACCCUGACGUGGUGGCAAGGUGGCAUCGUCCUGAUUGCUGAAACUGUGUCUCUCGGCAUUCUCUCCCUCCCCUCCGUGCUGGCAACGGUCGGCCUUGUCCCAGGCAUCGUCCUCAUUCUCGUCAUGAGCAUCCUGUCGACGUACUCUGGCCUCGUUCUGGCCGAGUUCCGCAGCGAGUACCCCUUCGUGCAAAACUUUGGCGACGCUGUCGAGGUCAUUGGAAAAUCCAUCGGCAUGGGCGCCGUAUUUCAGGAGGUUUUUGGCUGGGCGCAGGUUAUCUUUCAGGUCUUCGUCAUGGGUUCCCACCUGUUGACCUGGACUAUCUGCAUGAACACUCUUACCAACUCGUCCACCUGCACCAUUGUGUGGGCCGUCGUCGGCUUGGCUGUCUUUGCCGUGCUCAACUUCCCAAGAACGCUCAAGUACACGAGCUACAUGUCCAUGGCCUCGUGCUUGUCCAUCACCCUCGCCGUACUCAUGACCCUCGGUGACGUCGCCGUCAGCCGUCCCAUUGGCACUGGCAGCAUUGAAGUCGCCCGACAGCUUGGAUUCACCGGCGCAUUUUUGGCCGUGACCAACAUCGCCAUUGCUUUCUCGAGUCACUCCUGCUUCUUCAGCGUCAUCGGCGAGUUCAAGAAGCCCGAAGACUGGCCCAAGGCCCUGGCACUCCUCCAGAUCGCCGACACGACCCUGUACCUCUUGGCCGCCAUCGUCAUCUAUGUCUUCGUCGGCCCCGAUGUCCCCUCCCCCGCCCUCUCGGCCGCUGGCUCCAAAACGAUGCGUAAGGCCAUUUGGGGCAUCGCCAUCCCGACCAUUGUCAUCGCCGGCGUCAUUUACGGCCACGUCGCUGCCAAGUACAUCUUUUCGCGCAUGUUCCGCAACACCAAGCACAUGAUCCGCCGCACCAAAGUCUCGAGCAUUGCGUGGGUCAGCAUCGUCAUCGGCAUUUGGGCCAUCUCCAUGGUCAUCGCCGAGUCGAUCCCCGUCUUCAACAGUCUCCUCGGCCUCAUUUGCGCGCUCUUCGCCUCGUGGUUCUCCUACGGCCUGCCCGGCAUCUUCUGGUUAUGGAUGCACUACGGCAACUGGUUCAAGGAUGGCAAGCAGACCUGCAAGUUUGUGGCCAACGUGUGCCUAUUCCUGACCGGCUUCCUCAUCUGCGUGCUUGGUCUGUGGGCGUCUAUUGAAGCCAUUGCGACAGAGAAGGGCUCCAAGCCAUGGACAUGUGCGUCGAACGCCGCGCGGUAA
Messenger RNA from Colletotrichum spaethianum, 1419 nucleotides. Its product is annotated as N amino acid transport system protein. Gene Ontology annotation, cellular component: vacuolar membrane. The record is from RefSeq and is a predicted model, not a curated record. NCBI's taxonomy places the organism in Eukaryota, Fungi, Ascomycota, Sordariomycetes, Glomerellales, Glomerellaceae. The transcript has 4 exons. The coding region runs from base 1 to 1419 and encodes 472 amino acids. Gene Ontology annotation, molecular function: amino acid transmembrane transporter activity. Gene Ontology annotation, biological process: amino acid transmembrane transport.